AUGCCACGAUUAUCGUUUCACAGACUUGCACAAAAUCGAUUCGUUUUAUUAACCAGCAUACUCGCCACUGGCGGAUGGUUCGUUGCAUUUGGCGGAGCUGUGGUCCUCAAGGCGUUAUACGGGGCUUGGUGGGUGGUGAUCUAUGAGGCGUUGAUCGUCGCAGGCACCUUGAUGGUUUUCAUGUCCAAUCGCAUGCAGCAUUAUCGAUACUCUUUCCUGACGUUUUUGGGUGCCAGCAUUCCUUUGCUUACAAUCCAAGUUGAUUAUGUCAUUCAAUACACAAAGCCAACUGUACCACGUGAACCUGCCAAUGCAUAUGCAGCCGGCUAUAUUGUCCUUAUCAUUGUUCAGUAUAUGUGGAUAGUCGUUUUCGGCAGCGAUCCCACCAGCUAUUUUGGACAAUUUGGUACAUUAGAACAACCACCCUCAUUAUCGACCAAGGAUGCAGGACAUCAUCAACCACCAACCAUUGUAUACGGUGAAAAACAUCUUGAAGACAUUAGUGUAUCAUCCACGAGCCAAAUCACAGGCAUCAUGGGUCACCAACCGCCACCGCCACCACAAGAUAAUCUUGCGUCUCCAUUACCACCAGCACAUUCAUCGCUUCCAACACCACAAGAAACGGUCAUUCAAUAUCACGAACAAGUGGAGGCACUUCAUGCUUAUACAGCAAAUCCUGAUGAUCCCAACGAAUUGAGCUUCGAAAAGGGUGAAAUUCUUCAAGUUGUUGAUCGUAAGGGCAACUGGUGGCAAGCACGCAAGGCCACGGGUGAAAUCGGCAUCAUUCCAAGCAACUAUUUUGGCCCUGCAACAGGAGGAGUGUCCGGAAACGGUGGUCCAGGAUGUCAACAACCAUAA
Molecule: messenger RNA, 858 nt
Organism: Lichtheimia ornata
Lineage: Eukaryota; Fungi; Mucoromycota; Mucoromycetes; Mucorales; Lichtheimiaceae
Exons: 6
Coding region: 1-858 (285 amino acids)
Molecular function (GO): protein binding
Source: RefSeq, a predicted model, not a curated record